Messenger RNA from Aspergillus pseudotamarii, 864 nucleotides. RefSeq names its product class I SAM-dependent methyltransferase. The record is from RefSeq and is a predicted model, not a curated record. The transcript has 4 exons. The coding region runs from base 1 to 864 and encodes 287 amino acids. NCBI's taxonomy places the organism in Eukaryota, Fungi, Ascomycota, Eurotiomycetes, Eurotiales, Aspergillaceae.
AUGGCUAACCAGGAAUUAUACCUCCUUAACAACAGGGAUCAUACAGAGUCCCAGCGGCUAGACAUGCAGCAUGGGACUUUAGCCAACUUCAUGGGGUAUGAGCUAUUGCACCCCUCGAUGAGCAUUGACAUGAAGAAUGGCGUGAAUGUUGCUGAUGUGGGCACGGGCACAGGGAUAUGGUUGAGACGUCUGUCGAAGUGGAUCAACUCUGUUCCCGAGGCACCACCCUGCCACCUACAUGGAUUUGAUAUCUCCAGUGAUCAGUUUCCUGCUGAACAGGGAACCAUCGAUUUCACAAUCCAUGAUGUCACCCAGCCUUUCCCAAACGAACACUUGGGCCGCUAUGAUAUCGUUCACAUUCGCUUGUUUGUUUUGGCUCUUCGUGAACCUGAUCUGCUUAAGGCUUUAGAAAAUAUGAUCGGUCUACUGCGCCCGAACGGAUACCUCCAAUGGGAAGAUGCCGACUUUUGCUAUACGGCACCUAAUCGACCGUCUGUGGAGAUAACAAGAGCCAUAAAUCUAGUCUCUGAGUAUAUGGCAGAUGCUGGUUUGUCCCUGCGGAUGUCGAACCUUCUUAUGCGGGAAGGUUGGAACCUUGGGUUGCAAGGUCUUCGCAAGUACGAAUACAGCACACUUGCAACCCCCGAGCACUAUGCAGAUAUACAGCUAUGGUGUAGCCAGUUACUUCAAGCCAUACUACCAGUCACAAUCCUACGGAGCGGACAGACUGGAGAUCAGACUGAGGCCAAUGCAAUAGCCUCUCGCAUGCUGCGGGAGAUGGAAGCGGCUUACUCUGAUGGGAUUGUCCCCGAGCUGAAGAUGUUCACAGUGAUUGGAAGAAAGUGGCGUGGGUCCAAUAUUUAG